Messenger RNA from Tribolium castaneum (red flour beetle), 959 nucleotides. RefSeq names its product mitochondrial ribosomal protein L16 (gene mRpL16). The coding region runs from base 218 to 931 and encodes 237 amino acids. Gene Ontology annotation, biological process: mitochondrial translation. The transcript has 5 exons. NCBI's taxonomy places the organism in Eukaryota, Metazoa, Arthropoda, Insecta, Coleoptera, Tenebrionidae. Gene Ontology annotation, cellular component: ribosome; mitochondrial large ribosomal subunit. Gene Ontology annotation, molecular function: structural constituent of ribosome; rRNA binding. The record is from RefSeq and is a predicted model, not a curated record.
CACACGAAUGCAAAUUAAACAAACAAAAAAUACAUUAUAAUCGUUUUCCAGUAAUCUAAAGAGAACUAUUGGAGUUGCAAUUAAAAUUAGAAUUAAUUAGAUAAUUCAAAAAAAAUUUUCACACGAUCAAAGGUUGGCAAUUUUAAAGGAAUUCGCGCAAAAGUACGUACUCGCCUUUGCACCACUGACUCUUCUAACCUCACAUUUCAAUAGAAAAAUGAAUAUACAAAAAUUAAUACUUUUACGAGUCCCCAGCGUCCACAUUUUGCAAUCAUGCGGCAUGAAACACUUUCCACCGCCCCCAAAUUACGACCAUAUCCAACUGCCCGAACGACCAAAACUACGUUUUAUGGAUAAAGUCCCUUACAUCCCCCCCGGCUCGAGAGCCCCCAAGAUGCAGAAAAAACUGCGCCUUAUGAGGGGCCCUGAAACCGUCCACAACUUCCUAAUCCACCAACAGUACGGAAUUGUGGCUUUGGGGGGCGGCAGAUUAAAGUGGCCCCACUUUGAAAUGAUGCGCCUUGCCAUAGGGCGCAAAAUAGACCCCGACCGAAUGUUUGCGAUCUGGCGGGUUGAUGCCCCCUGGCAGCCUGUCACAAAAAAGGGGCAAGGGCAAAGGAUGGGCGGCGGCAAGGGGGCGAUUGACCAUUAUGUCACACCCAUAAAAGCUGGGCGAGUUAUUCUAGAAGUGGGCGGUAAAUGCGAAUUUAAGGAAGUUAAGGGUUUUCUGCACAACAUUGCCAUGAAAUUGCCCUUUCAGGCGAUGGCAGUGUCUCACGAAAUGCUGAAGGAGAGGGAGGAAAAGGAAAAGUGGGAGGAAGAAAACAACCAGAAUUAUUACACCAUGAAGUACUGCAUGCAGAAUAAUAUGGGAGGGUGUCACAAGUGGAUGUCGCCGUUUGACUACAAAUUCUUAGGGAAAUAUUUGUAAUAAUUUGAAAUAAAAACAGUUGAUUUAA